AUGACAGAACCUAAAAAAGAAGCUAUUGAGGCAAUGUCAGAAUGUGGUCUAAGACCAAUGGAGUCUUAUAGGUAUAUGUCAACCGAAACUGGCGGAGACAACUGUGUAGGUCAUACGAUGAUUGAUCAUCUAAACUACUGCUACAAGUUAAAAAUGAAGCAAAUUGAUGGCAAGGAUUCACAAACACUAGUGAACAAACUGUAUGACAUACAAUCAAUAGAUCCCGAGUUCUUUUUCAGAGUAAGACUCAAUGCUGAAGGAAAAGUUGAGUGCCUAUUUUGGAGGGAUUCUAUGAUGAGAGAAGAUUACAAAAUAUAUGGAGAUGUUCUAGUUUUUGAUACUACAUUCAGAACCAAUAAGUACAAUCUCAUAUGUGCUCCAUUUGUUGGUAUCAAUAACCAUUGGAAAAACACAAUGUUUGCUUGUGCUUUCAUUGGGGAUGAAACCACAGAAUCUUUCGUUUGGGUGUUUGAAACUUUUCUGAAGGCUAUGGAAGGAAAGCACCCUAUAUCAAUUUUCACUGAUCAAGAUGCAGCUAUUGCUGCUGGAAUAGAACAGGCAGCAAAUGUAUACACGAUAACACUUUUCCGUGAUUUUGAAGAAGAGUUCAAGCUUUCUGUGGCAAGUAGUACAAUGUUCAAGGGAAGUGUAGGAAGAACAGUGUUUUUUGAAGUGUGGAUAGAAGGAAUAACAGGAUCAAGGCAAGAAGUUCAAUACAAAAUGGAAGAUUCAACCGUCACUUGCACAUGCAAAAACUUUGAAGAAUCUGGAUGGUUGUGCUUCCAUUGUUUAAGAAUAUUGCAUUUACAUUCAAUCAAUACAAUUCCAGAUCGUUACAUAACAACAAGAUGGACUAGAUAUGCAAAGAAACAGAUAUGGGAAAGGGUUGAUACAAUAAAAAGGGAGAAAGGUGAAAUCAACAAUUUUACUGGUUGGAGAUUACAUAUGAUCAGAAGAUACUAUAACUUAAUUUUGAAAGGGCAUAAGAUAGCAAAGGCCAGAAAAUUUAUCGAAGAGAAGUUUAAAAUGGAUAAUAAAGCAGUUGAUGAAAUCAUAAAAAAGGAAGAAGAAAGGAAGGCAAAAGAAGAAGCUGCAAAGAUAGCAGAACAAGAAAAGGCAAAAGAUGAAGCACAACGAGAAACACAAGACGGGGAAUCAACUAAUUCUGAAAUAACAAUUGUGCUUGAUCCUGAUCAUGCUAAUACUAAAGGAAAGAAUAAAGGGUCAAUAUGA
Spinacia oleracea (spinach) is the source of this 1233-nucleotide messenger RNA. RefSeq names its product protein FAR1-RELATED SEQUENCE 5-like. Lineage: Eukaryota; Viridiplantae; Streptophyta; Magnoliopsida; Caryophyllales; Amaranthaceae. Gene Ontology annotation, molecular function: zinc ion binding. The record is from RefSeq and is a predicted model, not a curated record. The transcript has 4 exons. Bases 1 to 1233 code for a protein of 410 amino acids.